Acanthochromis polyacanthus (spiny chromis) is the source of this 2449-nucleotide messenger RNA. RefSeq names its product arginine and glutamate-rich protein 1-B. NCBI's taxonomy places the organism in Eukaryota, Metazoa, Chordata, Actinopteri, Pomacentridae. Gene Ontology annotation, molecular function: cadherin binding. The record is from RefSeq and is a predicted model, not a curated record. Gene Ontology annotation, cellular component: mitochondrion; nucleoplasm.
CCUGCUGGGAGUCUACAAACUCGACAAACCGCCAUCUUUCCUUAUAGCGAGUUAGUUAGGCAAAAAUGACAACCACUUUCGAAUGAUUGUUUCUCCAAAAUAGAGCAGCUGAAGCAAUUCCACUUGAUCGGUUAUUGUAAAUAAUAAGUUUAAAGAGGAUCGGGCCCGGCGGAGUUCCUGGCAUCGUACACAUAUCAGCCAUAAGACACAGCAGCUCGACUAGCGGAGGUGGUUAACAUGGGCCGCUCUCGGAGCCGCAGCUCGUCCCGGUCUAAACACUCCAAAAGCAGCAAGCACAGUAAGAAACGCAGCCGGUCUCGAUCACGGUCUAGAGACAGGGAGCGGUCCAAGAAACGGUCCAAGUCCAGAGAAUCGAAAAGAAGUCGGCGCCGAGAUUCUCGCUCCCGGUCCCGGUCAACCACAGCCUCGUCCCGCAGAGACAGAGCAGCCUCGCCGCCGGAGCGUAUCGACAUCUUUGGCAGGACGCUGAGCAAGAGAAAUGCCCUGGACGAGAAGCAAAGGAAGGAGGAGGAGGAAAGAAAGGCUGAGAUGGAAAGACAAAGGAAAAUCCGGCAGCAGGAAAUCGAGGAGAAACUAAUUGAAGAGGAGACAGCGCGGCGAGUGGAGGAGCUGGUGGCCAAGCGGGUAGAAGAGGAGCUGGAGAAGCGAAAGGACGAGAUCGAGCGGGAGGUGCUGCGGCGUGUCGAGGAGGCGAAGCGCAUCAUGGAGCGGCAGCUGCUGGAGGAGCUGGAGAGGCAGCGGCAGGCCGAGCUGGCGGCGCAGAAGGCCAGAGAGGAGGAAGAAAAAUCUAAGCGGGAGGAGCUGGAAAUCCUGGAAGAGAAUAACCGCAAGAUUGCUGAGGCUCAGGCCAAGCUGGCUGAGGAGCAGUUGCGUAUUGUGGAGGAGCAGAGAAAGAUCCACGAGGAGCGCAUGAAGCUGGAGCAGGACCGUCAGAGGCAGCAGAAGGAGGAGCAGAAAAUGAUCCUCGGCAAGGGCAAGUCCAGGCCCAAGCUCUCCUUCUCCCUCAAGGCCACCGAAUGACACUGGUCCCCUUUCGUCCACAUGUCACACCCUGCCUUCAUCCCCAUCCAGCUUCUCUUUAUCAUUCAGCCCCUAUCAUCCUCCUCUGUGGAAUGCUCGCUUCGUUUUGGAAGUGCUGAAGGAAGGCCGACAGAAGGGGCACAACCCAGUGUGUUAACUUGCCUGUUCCUGUGGAGGCCCAUGUUGUCCCUCCCCGGUCUUGAAGAGGAGGCAGCUCUUCACCCUCCUAGAACCUGAUGGCCCUCUCCAUCCUUUGUCAUGCCCACUGCACAGAUGACUCUUGUUUGUGCUUUAUUUUUUGGCUUUAUUUUAAUUUUUAGGGAACUUGAACUUUUGGUGUAGAAUGCUCUAACAUGUCCUUUGCCCCGUAAGUCUUAACUCUGGUGUAACGGUGAGCAGCUGUGCACCUGUGCUUUUCAUAUGCGUCUUCACAGCCAGCAAACUACAACAGAAUGCUAGUCCAGAUAGAGAAGCGUAUGUGUGACUUUGUCUAGUUUAGCAUAGUGUGAAAAUUCAUGUGCAGCUUGGGAGUUAGCCUGUGGUUUUCCUGUCAUCUUUUUUUCCUUUAAAUCAAGACUCCCAAAGAGGCUGAUGCAGUGGUAAAUCACUGUGCAGCCUUUAAAAGCACAGUUAACUUCCCGUCCAGCUGACAACUUUGUGUCUUCCGUAUUUCUUUUGCCUGUAUGCUGUGUACACCAUGUAACUCUACAGUCUCUUUUCUCUCCGUGUCGGCUUUUUCUGCCACAUGCAUAGUUUCCUUUUGAAAUGACAUUACAGCAUGUUGUCCUGAAAGGAAACAUAAAGCUCUUGUUAGAUUUGAAGUCACUGUAGUGCAGGUGAACUCAGCCCCGAUUCCCAAGCUGCCCAUGACUGAACCAUAAACCUGCAACAGGAUACGUGUCGUCUCUGAUAAGGGGGCCUAUGGGUAAAGGAGGAGAGAGGGCAUUUCCUGUAUGAUGUAAUGUUAUUAGCCUUGCUGUGAUGUGCUGACUUCCACUCUCCCUCCUCUCCCGAGUCAAAAUUGUGUUAUGACAAUGAUCUACGAUUAUAAAACAAAAAGUCACAGUAAUGGCAAGCUUUGUUCUAUCGGCCUCUGUGAAUUGUACAAAAACAGCUGACCUCCGGUCCACGUUCUGUCCCUCAGUUAUGUCGAUGUUAAUUAACUGGGUAAGGCACCUCAUUUGGCAAGUCUUGAUUCGUAGAGGAUGCACAAGUUCAGGUAAGACAAGGUUUGAGGUCAGUGUGUGUGUGAGUGUGAAUGAGUUUGUGUGUGAGAGUGUGUGUGUGUUGUGACUGACGGACUGACCUCAGGUAGGUAUGACUUUUUAUGUUGUGAGAUCUUGAAUUUGUCAUGUAAUUUCCCCCAAUUGUCAAGGGACUGAACAGAUUAAUAAAUCCAUUGAAUGCU